AGCGCCCAUCAUCAUCAUCAGCAGCAGCUCCCACCACAACGCGCUCGCGAUGAGUAAAUGAAAGAAAUCCAUCCAAGCAGUGGAGGAUGAUGCUUAUGGCUGUCACAUCCCGAGGACCACCAGCGACAGACACCUCGAAAAUGUGAUGUUAAUUGUUACUGCUGCAAGUGAACGAUGGCCUCAGUCGGCGUUUUCGUGUGGUUCAUAGUGGUGGUCACCAUCCUCUCUAAGUCGCACGCGGACCGCAACGUUUAUCCUUCUGCCGGAGUGCUUUUCGUCCAUGUGCUAGAGAGAGAAUACUUUAAAGGCGAGUUCCCACCCUAUCCAAAAGCAGGUGAUGCAAGUAAUGACCCAAUCACAUUUAACACCAACCUUAAAGGCUAUCCAGACAGGCCUGGAUGGCUGCGGUACAUUCAGAGAACGCCACAUAGUGACGGAGUUCUCUAUGGCUCGCCAGCUGCUGAGCAUGUGGGCAAGCCAACCAUUAUAGAGAUUACAGCAUAUAACAGACGCACUUUUGAAACUGCCAGGCACAACUUGGUCAUAAACAUCAUGUCUACAGAAGAAUUUCCCCUGCCCUAUCAGGCUGAGUUCUUCAUCAGGAACAUGAAUGUUGAGGAGAUGUUGGCCAGUGAGGUAUUGGGAGAUUUCCUCGGUGCUGUAAAGAAUGUGUGGCAGCCCGAGAGGCUCAAUGCCAUCAACAUCACUUCAGCACUGGACAGAGGUGGACGAGUCCCCUUACCCAUCAAUGACCUGAAAGAGGGCGUGUAUGUGAUGGUGGGAGCAGAUGUGCAGUUCUCGUCAUGUCUCCGAGAAGUUGAGACUCCACAGAACCAGCUGCGCUGCAGUCAGGAGAUGGAGCCCGUCAUCAGCUGCGACAAGAAGUUCAGAGCUCAGUUCAACAUUGAUUGGUGCAAGAUCUCUCUGGUGGACAUCACUAAGGUAGUUCCUGUGUACAGUAAUCGUCCAGACCCGGGCACAGGAGUGCUACCAGACAUCGGAGAGUACAACCCGCCUUCUGAGACACUGAAAAGUAGAGACUAUUUUGCUGACUUCCUGAUCACACUAGCUGCGCCUUCGGCUGUUGCCCUGGUCCUCUUCAGCAUCCUUGGCUACUCCAUGUGCUGCCGGCGGGAAGGGGUGGAAAAAAGAAACAUGCAAACACCAGAUAUUCAGCUGGUUCACCACAGCUCCAUUCAGAAGUCUACUAAGGAGCUUCGCAACAUGUCUAAGAACAGAGAGAUCUCGUGGCCCCUCUCAACACUGCCGGUCUUCCACCCUGUGAGCGGAGAGGUGGUGCCGCCCAUCCACCCCGACAACUACGAGACUACCAGCAUGCCACUCAUGCAGACGCAGACAAAUCUUCAAAAUCAGAUCCAGAUUCCACAGCAGCAAACCUCUGGAGAUAAUUAUUGUAUGUCAACUUUUCGGAGGCUAGAGGUAAAUGGUAUUCCUGAGGAGAGGAAGGUUGCAGAAGCUCUAAAUCUGUGAUGAGGUCCUAUUUUUACCUGUUUAAUUUGCGCCAAAUGUGCAUGUGUUGCAGUAGCUUUAAGCUCAAUGCACAGGUCUGAAAGUGCAAUGCUCAAAACAUUGUAUUCACAGUGUGGAAGUAAUGUUAAGAUGGACACACUGAAGGGAUAUUUAAAUGGAGAUCAAAAUUAAACAUGUCAUCAAAGUAUUAUAAUUUUAAGUAGGAGUCCCCCUCAAAUAAAGAUACUGUAUACUUUUGUCUACCACUAAUGGGGGCACAUUUAAAGGGGUAUGCUGAUGCUUGAUAUUGCUCUUUUUUGUUGUUGUUCUCUUACACAAGUAAAUAUGUUUUGAUAAAUAAAUUAAUACACUUGUCAUAAAAAAAAAAAACUGUCUAGUUUGUUCUGGGGUAUGAGUGUUCAGUGAGUGUUAAAAGAAUGUUCCGUGUAUAAUACAAGUUAGGCUCAUUCAACUGCAUUUGUGGCAUGUUGUUGCUUUCCACCAAAAACUCGUUUUGAAGACUGCGUGCUAGGUAGGACGCGUCCUUUGAAGGCUGCAGCAUACCGAGUGUCCUCCUUUAAACAAAUCUCGUUUAAACGAGUCGGCCUUCGUAGGACAAACGGAAAUGGAAAGUAACAUGGUUGCUAUGACAGCACGCCACUCUUUAACAAGCACGAGCGCUUUAAGUGAGAAGGGAACAAAGUCCCUCUAGAAGGGAGUGUAUGAGGUAAAUUUUAGUAUAGUUAUAAUAAUGUAAAGAGAAAAGAAAAUAGAUUUUACAGGUGUACUUUUAGUCUAAUACUUUAUUUUAAUUAUAUAUUAAUAAUAAUAUAUAUAUUAUAUACUCUGCACCCAUCUACUGAGGUACUUCAACUUGGGAAUUAGCAUUCCUUGUGUUUGAACAUCAUAUUUACGGGCAAAUUGGCAUCUUUUUUUUUUUUUUUUAGACAUUU
This is a messenger RNA of Myxocyprinus asiaticus (Chinese sucker), 2423 nucleotides long. Its product is annotated as epsilon-sarcoglycan-like. The transcript is spliced from 12 exons. The coding region runs from base 175 to 1491 and encodes 438 amino acids. Gene Ontology annotation, cellular component: sarcoglycan complex; membrane. The record is from RefSeq and is a predicted model, not a curated record. Lineage: Eukaryota; Metazoa; Chordata; Actinopteri; Cypriniformes; Catostomidae.